AUGGAUACCCUGUCAAGCUCCAUGCCUUCCUUGAAAAUCUCCAGUUCACUUCAUUCAACACCUCGUGAAUUCUAUCAUUUCAAGAAUCCCAAAUCAUCUCAUCACCAUUUUCUUCCUCCAAACCCCUAUUUUUGUUAUUCUACUGCCAAACCUACAAAUUCCAUCUCCACUAAAGCCACACCUUUAGUUACUUAUCCAUUCCUUUCUUCCUCUCAAGACUCAUCUCCCAAACAAUCUCCAUCAAGAACAGAAACAGCCCACCAUAAAGCUGCCAGCGGCUAUGCGACGGCACUUUUAGACGUGGCUCAGUGCAACAGCUCGCUUGAAGAGGUGGAGAGGGAUGUAAAGAGGCUUUUGAAAUGGAUAAGUAAUGAACGUAUCCGAGCUGUAUUUAGAGACCCUUGUGUUGAAGAGAAAGAAAAGGGACAAGUAGUGAAGGAGAUUGCACAAAAGGGUAGGUUUGAUAGGCAUUUGGUGAAGUUGGUGAAUUUGCUGGUAAAGAAAAAUAAGGUGGGAAUGGUGAGUGAAGUUUUGCAGGAGUUUGAGAGGAUUUAUGAUGAGUUGAAUGGGACUCAAUUGGUAUUUGUUCCAUCUGAAAUGAAGAGGAUGGAGUUGAAGCACAAGGAAAAUCUCCUUUUUGGGAUUGCUAAGAGGGCUCUAAAGCUUAGUGGGGCAAUCAAAGUGAAGGUGAAGCAUUGCAGUUUGGAUUUUGAUGGUUGUAAUGUACACUACCUUUGA
This is a messenger RNA of Fraxinus pennsylvanica, 738 nucleotides long. NCBI's taxonomy places the organism in Eukaryota, Viridiplantae, Streptophyta, Magnoliopsida, Lamiales, Oleaceae. The record is from the annotation of a GenBank genome assembly.